UGGGAGCGCAUGCUCGACCGCGUGCUGCCGGCCAUCGUCGUCAUCCGCGUCAACUACGUCAAGCCCUUCGACGGGGACCAGGCCGGCAGCGCCCACGCGACGGGCUUCGUCGUGGACUUUGAGCGCGGCAUCAUCGUCACGAAUCGCCACGUCAUCGGCACGGGCCCCAUCCGGGCCGAGGCGACGUUCGUCACCAAGGAGGAGGUGCCGCUGACGCCCCUCUACCGGGACCCCGUCCACGACUUUGGCUUCUUCCACUUCGACGCCGCGCACCUCAAGUACGCGGGCGAGCUCCAGGCCGCGGCCAUCGAGCUCGCGCCCGAAAAGGCGAAGGUGGGGCUGGAGAUCCGCGUCGUCGGCAACGACGCGGGCGAGAAGGUGUCGAUCCUGAGCGGCACGCUCGCGCGCCUCGACCGCAACGCGCCCCACUACCAGUCCGACGGCUUCAACGACUUCAACACCUUCUACAUCUCCGCGGCGUCGAACACGUCCGGCGGCUCGUCGGGGUCGCCCGUUUUGGACUCUUCCGGCCGCGCCGUCGCUUUGAACGCCGGCGGCUCGAACAACUCGAGCGCGUCCUACUACCUGCCGCUCCACGCCGUCGUCCGCGCCCUCGACGCGUUGAAGGCGGGCGUCGAGCCGCCGCGCGGCACGCUCCGCGUCGUCUGGCGCCACCUGACCUGCGACGAGAUCCGCCGCUUCGGGGUCAACGACGCGACGGAGGGCGAGCUCCGCGCCUACCACGCGCGGCACCGCGACCCGCUCACGGCCGUGGGGUUGUUGGCCGUGGAGCAGGUCGUCCGCGGCGGCCGGGGCGAGGCCGCGGGGCUGGCGGAGGGCGACCUCUUGGUGGAACUCGGCCCCCACAAGUUCCCGGACUUUGACGGGUUGGAGGCGUUCCUCGACACGUGCCAGAACACCCCCUUCGACCUCGUCGUGGAGCGCGCGGGGAAGCGGCUGUCGCUGACGAUCGCGGACGGCGCGGAGUCGCUCCACGCGUUGAACCCGAACAGCUUCCUCGAGUUCGGCUCCGGCGUGCUCCACGAGCUGAGCCUCGGCGCGGCGCGCAACGGCAAUCUGGACCGCACGUCCGGCGUCUACGUCGCCUUCGCGGGCUUCGUCCUGGACGCCGCGGGCGUGCCCGCGCACAGCGUCGUCGUCGCGGUCGACGACGCGCCGACGCCGACGCUCGCGGCCUUCGAGGCGGCGGCGUCCAAGCUCGCCGACGGCCAGCGCGUCACACUACGCUUCUACAACAUCGGCGACCAGUACAACGAGCAGGUCGCGGUCAUUCGGAACAACGCGCGCUGGUUCCGCGUGCUCCGGUGGACGCGGACCGACCCGCCGCUCGCCGACGUGCGCGCCGCUGGUGCACCCACACCACGCAACCCAUCCCCGCUGCAGCGGAGCUCCGCGACGUUCCAGCGGAGCCACGACUCGCCCGAGGCCAACGCCGUCGUGUCGUGUUUGUGCAAGGUGUCCUUCGACGUGCUCCACGCCAUCGACGGCGUCCACGACUGGCACUUUGUGGGCGCGGGCUUGGUCGUCGACGCGGCGCUGGGCCUCGUCGCCGUGGACCGCAACACGGUCGUCACGUCCCUGGGCGAGUGCGCCGUGACCUUCGCCGCGGCCGUCGAGGUCCCCGCCAAGGUGCGCUUCGUCCACCCGACGCACAACUUCGCGCUCAUCCAGUACGACCCGGCGCACUUCGCCGGCGCCGCGCCGGACUGCCGGCCGACGGCUGCCAAACUGACGCCGAGCCAGCUCAAGGUCGGCGACCGCCUCCAGUUCGUGGGCCUCUGCCGCACGAACCCGGACCAGUCCCUGAGCCAGCACGUGACCGUGACGGAGAUCUCCUGCGUCAAUAUAGCCAGCGCGCACGUGCCGCGGUUCCGCGCGCUCAACGAGGAGAUCGCCAAGUUCGACCAGGUGCUCAACAAGUCGCUCGGCGGCGUCUUGGUGGACGCGUCCGGCGACGUCGUCGCCACGUGGAGCUGCUACUCGUUCUACAGCUGGAACGACGAGAAGAACUACGAGGCGUUCCACGCCGUCUCCGUCGACGUGCUCGCCUACGCGGCGGAGAAAUUUGCCGCGGCUAAAGGCGCGCAGCCGGCGCCGUUGCGGACCGUGGGCUUCGGGCUCAAGCGGCUGCCGCUGUCGACGGCGCGGACGUCGAUGAAGCUGAGCGAGGCGUGGGUGCGCAAGCUCCAGGCCGCGCAGCCGUCGCGGUCCCAAGUCUUAUCGGUGGCCCAGCUCGCCCACGCGGGGGACGACGGCGGCAUCCUCGAGGGCGACCUCGUGCUCGCCGUCAACGGGUCGCCGACGGCGACGUUCCGCGACGUCGAGGACGCGGCGAAGGACGAGGCCUCCGUCACCGUAACGCUCUGGCGCGAGGGCGUCGCGCGCGACGUCGCGCUGAAGACGGACGCCGUCAAGUGCGGCGCGGGCACGGAGCGCGUCGUCGUCUGGUGCGGGCUCCUGCUGCAGGCGCCGCACCGCGCGGUCACGGAGAUGGGCGCGCCGGGCACGGGCGUCUACUGCUCCUACUACCUCUACGGCUCGCCGGCCCACUUCUACGCCAUCAAGGCCUGCCGCUUCAUCGUCGAGGUCAACGACGUCGCCGUCGCCGACCUCGACGCCUUCGUCGACGCGACGCGGUCCGUCCGCGACGGCGACGCGGUCCGCCUCAAGACGUCGGACCUCCAGGGCCAGGUCGUCGCGACGACGCUCAAGACGGACUACCGCUUCUGGCCCUCCCACGAGUUCGCC
Messenger RNA from Aureococcus anophagefferens, 2769 nucleotides. RefSeq lists its product as hypothetical. NCBI's taxonomy places the organism in Eukaryota, Pelagophyceae, Pelagomonadales, Pelagomonadaceae. The record is from RefSeq and is a predicted model, not a curated record. Gene Ontology annotation, biological process: proteolysis. The transcript is spliced from 2 exons. Gene Ontology annotation, molecular function: serine-type endopeptidase activity; protein binding. The annotation marks the transcript as partial.